Messenger RNA from Formica exsecta, 985 nucleotides. Its product is annotated as odorant receptor 94a-like. Gene Ontology annotation, cellular component: plasma membrane. Gene Ontology annotation, biological process: sensory perception of smell; detection of chemical stimulus involved in sensory perception of smell. The transcript has 4 exons. The record is from RefSeq and is a predicted model, not a curated record. Gene Ontology annotation, molecular function: olfactory receptor activity; odorant binding. NCBI's taxonomy places the organism in Eukaryota, Metazoa, Arthropoda, Insecta, Hymenoptera, Formicidae. Bases 233 to 985 code for a protein of 250 amino acids.
UAACUGUCAGUGAUAAAAAAUCUUACAUUAAAUUUUUUUAAUAUGUGGCAAUAUUUUUUUGCAAUGUGUUGAUAUUUAAUAUACUUUGUUUCCCAGAAUUAUAUACUAAAAAACUAAAAUUUAGGGAUAUUAUUCGAGCAAACUGUUUUUUAAUUAAAACUGCUUUUUAUUUAAAACUUUUAUGUUUUGAAGAAAAAUUAAAUUAUAAUGAAAAUAUCGAGUUGUUAACGGAAUGAAAAACCGCCUGCAGCCAUUUUACAGGACAAACACCUUGUAUUAUAUGAUUCUGGUUGAAUUGACAUGUGCAUCUACGGCGAUAGCGUCAUUAUUCACGGACUACAAGAAAGAAAAGUUAACUUUCAGAGCGUGGUUACCAUUUGACUACUACUCCUCGGCAACGCUUUUUCAUUUUACUUAUUUUCAUCAAUUAAUUAGUUUGACAGUUGGAUCUGUCUUACACGUUGCUUGCGACGGUCUUAUUUGCGGAUUACUGUUGCAUAUAUGCUGUCAAAUAGAAAUAUUAAGUUAUCGUUUGAAGAAUAUCACACGCAAUCCAAAAAUACUUCGUGAUUGCAUCAUUCAGCACAAUCUUAUAAUUAAAUUUGCUCUUUUGUUGAACAAAAAAUUCAGGUUUACUAUCAGCUUUCAGUUUCUUGUAAGUACAUUGGUGGUAUGUUUCACUUUAUAUCAAUUGACCAAGACGAGUGGAAAAUUCGUCGAAUUAGGAAUGUAUAUGUCGUGCAUGCUGACACAAAUUUUUUUGUAUUGCUGGUACGGGAAUGAAGUUAAAUUGAAGAGUCGACAACUAGUCAAUGAUUUAUAUAAAAUGGAAUGGAUUACGCUGGAACGAAACAUACAAAAGGAUUUAUUAACAAUCACAAUACGCAGUAGAGUGCCCAUUGAAUUUAGCAGCGCCUACGUUAUACCAAUGAAUCUGGAUUCAUUUGUGGAUGUUUUAUAUGCAUACAAUGUGACUGCAUGUUAG